Molecule: messenger RNA, 2046 nt
Organism: Alligator mississippiensis (American alligator)
Lineage: Eukaryota; Metazoa; Chordata; Crocodylia; Alligatoridae
Product: heparan-sulfate 6-O-sulfotransferase 2-like
Cellular component (GO): membrane
Molecular function (GO): heparan sulfate 6-sulfotransferase activity
Source: RefSeq, a predicted model, not a curated record
CCGCCGCCCACGGGCUGUGAUCGCCCGGGGGCGGCGGUGCCCGAAGAUGGAGGAGCGCUGCAACAAGCUGCUGCUGGCGCUGGUGAUGCUCUUCCUCUUCGCCGUGAUCGUGCUGCAGUACGUGUGCCCGGGCAGCGAGUGCCAGCUGCUCCGCCUGCGCCCCUUCCGCGCCGCCGCCGCCGCGCCCGCGGACCCGUACGGCGCCGAGGACGAGAGCCCCGCGCGCUUCGCCGCCAAGUUCAACUUCUCGGAGGCCGAGCUGCUGCGGCGCGUGGACUUCAACAUCAAGGGCGACGACCUCAUCGUGUUCCUGGACAUCCAGAAGACGGGCGGCACCACCUUCGGCCGGCACCUGGUGCACAACAUCCAGCGACAGCCCUGCGAGUGCCGCGCCGGGCAGAAGAAGUGCACCUGCCUGCGGCCCGGCAAGCGGGAGACCUGGCUCUUCUCGCGCUUCUCCACCGGCUGGAGCUGCGGGCUGCACGCCGACUGGACCGAGCUCACCAACUGCGUGCCCGCCGUGGUGGACAGCAAGAAGGAGCUCCGCCUGCGCCCCAGCCGGAACUUUUACUACAUCACCAUCCUGCGGGACCCCGUGUCCCGAUACCUGAGCGAAUGGAGACACGUCCAGAGAGGAGCCACGUGGAAGGCGUCCCUGUACGUAUGUGAUGGAAGAUCCCCGACGACCGAAGAGUUGCCCAGUUGCUACACCGGGGACGACUGGUCCGGUUGUUCCCUGAAGGAAUUUAUGGAUUGCCCGUACAAUCUAGCCAACAAUCGGCAGGUCCGCAUGCUGUCUGACCUCAGCCUGGUUGGGUGUUACAACUUGUCCGUCAUGCCGGAGGAGCAGAGAAACAAGGUCCUGCUAGACAGUGCGAAGGAGAACCUGAAACGAAUGGCUUUCUUCGGCCUCACGGAGUUUCAGAGGAAGACUCAGUAUCUGUUUGAGAAAACUUUUAACAUGAAUUUCAUCUCGCCAUUCACACAGUACAAUAGCACAAGGGCCUUCAGCGUGGAGAUAGACGAGCAGACUCAGAAACGCAUCGAGGCCCUCAAUUUUUUAGACAUGGAGUUGUACGAUUAUGCAAAAGACCUUUUCUUGCAGCGGUAUCAGUACAUGAGACAGAAAGAGCACCAGGAAGCCAGGCGGAAGCGCCAGGAGCAACGCAAGAUCCUCAAGGCGAAGCAAGCGCACAACAAGGAACAGAGCGAUAAUACUUCCACUACUGAUUACAUAGGAAACGUAGAGCAUUGGCGGUAAUGGGGCCAAAACCUUUUUAGCAGACUAGGGGGAGACACCCCGCAGCAAUCCUAGGAGACAAAGUAGUCCAAACAAAUUAUGCUUUUUAACUAUUUGAAGCAAAAGAGGUUAAAAUGUUGCCUUUGCAGUUGCCUUUGCAUUCAAUGUUGUACUGUAUGUGGAAAACUUAAUCUUAAUGUGUCAUUCAAUUGUCCUUUUUAGGUUUGUCGGAUUAUUUAUGAAGUACAAAAGCCAAGCAGGCUCGCCGGAAACGGUUGCUUGGACGCUUAUACGGAAAACAAAAACACCCUUAAAUUAGUGACAACAGGAUAUUGGGAAAUGUGGAUGAUGCACUGUUCACGUCUGUCUUGGAAGCAAGCUGACUUCCUACUAUAAAGAGCAUUUAACGCAUACUUAGAAUAAACUAGAUGCGCCAAAUCUUCGCUCUUCUGGGUUUUGUUUUUUGUUCGGUUGGUUGGGGGGUUUUGUUUGGUUCGGUUGGUUUUUACUUUCGUGUCUUUUCGAAGGCCGCCAACUGCUUUGUGAUUGAUACUUGCCGACGUACGAGCCGACGAAGGGGACAGUCAAGGUCUAGAAGCUAGUUUUGUGUAUCAUAUUGGCUUUUAAAAAAGAUAGAAGGAAUUUGUCUAGCUAUAUAAAUAUUUAACAUUUUAAACUUUUUCUACCUACUGCUGUUUAAGAGUUUUAAGCUUCGUUUAUCUCCUGUUUAAAAAGCCACACUUUUCUCGGUUGAAUGCCAGUUGCUACAGACACUAUUUCCAGAUUUUUUCAGGGCAAUAUAUUCA